AUGACCAGGCCUCGCCGGCACUCCGGCGCGAGCGAGGAAAGCUCGGGGACCGCCCGGGAGCAGGAGCUGGGGAGCAUGUAUGAUUAUUUGGCCAAGAUCAUAUUGCUUGGGCCCAGUGGAACGGGAAAAUCAUGUUUAUUACAUCGCUUCGUCAAGAAUGAGUGGAGGGUCCUAUCGUCGCAAACUAUCGGUGUCGAGUUUGCGACCAAGAUCAUCAAAGUUGGUACCGGAUCGCGGCGAAAACGAAUCAAGCUCCAGCUUUGGGAUACCGCCGGCACCGAACGAUUCCGAUCCGUUUCUCGCUCAUACUAUCGAGGCGCCGCGGGCGCUAUCCUCGUCUACGACUUAACCUCGCAUGCUUCGUUCCGCGGCCUACAACCCUUUAUCAACGAUGCCCGAGCCCUCGCGUCCCCGAACCUCAGCGUCCUGCUUGUGGGAAACAAGCUCGAUCUCACCGAUCCGCUUAUCGAUACUAGUCUCCCGCCACCUACACCGACAAGCUUCACUUCGAACUCGACCAUAACCCCCGGCGCUGGUGGGAGCUCCUACACGAGCACAGCCACGGGUAGAGAUCGUGGUGCAUCCAUCAGCGCCGGCACUCAGCAAAGAGCUACUGUUGCCCCCGAGGGCAGGGAGGUUACACGGGCUGAGGCUAGCCGAUGGGCCAGCACGGCGGGGAUAUCAGUGGUGACGGAAGCGAGCGCCUUCAACGGCGAGGGCGUCGACGAGAUCUUUGGCAGAUUGGCGAGGAUGAUCCUGACAAAGAUCGAACUUGGAGAGAUCGACCCCGACGACCCAGCCAGCGGGAUCCAAUACGGCGACAGCGGCGGCUGGAAUACUGCCAGCGACGGAGGCAGCAUUAAGAGCUCCAUGACGGGAGCCACAGUGGACGAUGGUCUUAGUGGGCUCAGGAGGAGACGCAAGGGUAAGAGCCGGACGCAGAACUGGGGCCUGAGGGAGUGGGAGGAGGUUUUUACGCUGAGCAACCGGCGUAGAGGCGGCGGCUGCUGUUGA
Fusarium keratoplasticum is the source of this 1014-nucleotide messenger RNA. RefSeq lists its product as uncharacterized. The record is from RefSeq and is a predicted model, not a curated record. The coding region runs from base 1 to 1014 and encodes 337 amino acids. Gene Ontology annotation, molecular function: GTP binding; GTPase activity. NCBI's taxonomy places the organism in Eukaryota, Fungi, Ascomycota, Sordariomycetes, Hypocreales, Nectriaceae. Gene Ontology annotation, biological process: regulation of endocytosis. The transcript has 4 exons. Gene Ontology annotation, cellular component: endosome.